This is a messenger RNA of Rodentolepis nana, 882 nucleotides long. NCBI's taxonomy places the organism in Eukaryota, Metazoa, Platyhelminthes, Cestoda, Cyclophyllidea, Hymenolepididae. The record is from the annotation of a GenBank genome assembly.
AUGGAAAUUGAAAAGGUUGAAAUUUCUUCUAAAAAUGAGUUUCGUGUUUUCGCCAGAAGAUCUAACGCAGCAGAACCCAAUUCAAAACGCCUGAAUACACAUUUACCUCGAGAUUCGUUCGGGGCGAAUUCGUUAACCGCAAGUGCCGAGGAUGACUUAGACCUUUUCACCAAAACUCAGUCGAAAUUUCUCGGGCGCUUCCUCACAAGUCGACCUCGACCCAGUCGUUCGUUGGACGAACCAGCAAUCGCCACGACGACCACGACAAUUACAACGCCUGGCCUCCUUGAAGGGCGACUACCCUUCCGACGUCCAGCUCUUCAAGUCACCAAGGUGUCUCCAGGCGACAUUGGACGGCGAUGUCGGAGAGCACUUCACCGCGCAGCUCUUUUCCUCCUUACUGCAGUCCUCUUCUCCCUGACAAUGAAUACCCUCUUUUCUUCCGUCAAGUGGUUCUUCCGUUUACCUCACAAUAUAACUGUUGGAAAUGUCACAAUGGAGUCAGAUGUGGUCGUCGAUUCGCCCGCUCUUCUGGCAUAUCUUGUAACUUCCAGUUUGAUCAUUUUCAUUCCCUUGUCUCUACUUGCGUCUAUCUGUUUUGAUCGAAAGGUGGAUAGUCUCUCAGGUAUAUUCACAAUCUAUGUAAUUGAAUUGACCGAGGGCCAUGCAACGUGGAGUGUGUUGAUAUUACGAAGUUUUGCUAUGAACACUCUCUGGACGAUUUGUAUUUAUUGUAUAAUUCGAGCUCUUCGCUUACUCUCCGUCGCCGAUAUGACCAUGCUCCUUGCAAUUCUUCCACCCUACAGUUACCUCUUCACCUGGAUCCUAGUUCCAAAGAAAUUUGUCGCAUUCAGGGCAUGGAUCCCAACACCCCACGUGUGA